Sinocyclocheilus rhinocerous is the source of this 2908-nucleotide messenger RNA. RefSeq names its product autophagy-related protein 9A-like. The record is from RefSeq and is a predicted model, not a curated record. Bases 313 to 2844 code for a protein of 843 amino acids. Gene Ontology annotation, biological process: piecemeal microautophagy of the nucleus; protein localization to phagophore assembly site; autophagy of mitochondrion. The transcript has 16 exons. Gene Ontology annotation, cellular component: phagophore assembly site; autophagosome. NCBI's taxonomy places the organism in Eukaryota, Metazoa, Chordata, Actinopteri, Cypriniformes, Cyprinidae.
ACCCGCCUCCUGAUGCCAUUGGCUCGUUCACACCCAAAACCUGCUUCUGAUUGGAUAGCAAAUGUGUCACGCAGUGGACGCGGCCUCUAUACCGUGCGUCAAGAAUCGAAACCAAAAAUGCUUCAGAAGCUACAACAAAGGAGAACUUGGCGUUGAUAACAUAGCGCGAACGAUAAAUCACUGCUCCUUAUAUUCGAAUGAGGAAGAGCAGAAUUGCUCCCGUAGUCCUUUGGUUUCAUAAAUGAAAUGGCGGGAGGUACAAGGCAGCAGAAGGGAUAGUGUGUGACAGGAGAAUCGGGGGCUGACAGCGGGAUGGCCCACUUUGACACAGAGUACCAGCGCCUGGAGGCGUCCUACAGUGACUCCCCUCCCGGAGAAGAGAAUCUGCUGGUGCAUGUUCCAGAGGGAUCCAAAUCUCCAUGGCACCACAUUGAAAAUCUGGACCUUUUCUUCCAGAGAGUCUAUAAUCUACAUCAGAAGAAUGGAUUUACUUGUAUGCUGCUGGGAGAAAUAUUUGAGCUUGUGCAACUGGUGUUUGUGGUGGCAUUCACAGUGUUCCUGGCUAACUGUGUGGACUAUGACAUCCUCUUUGCCAACAAGUUUGUUAAUCACACUGAUUCCUCAAAGGUUACGCUUCCUGAUGCAUUUCUUCCAGUGGAUGUGUGCAGUGCUCGGAUCCGUGACAGUGUUUUGGUCAUCUUCAUCCUUAUCAUAUCAGGGGUCUUUUGGCUCCACCGUCUCGUCAAGUUUAUCUACAACAUCUGUUGUUACUGGGAGAUCAGAUCGUUUUACAUCAACGCCCUAAAAAUGUCCAUGACGGACCUUCCUUAUUUCACCUGGCAGGAGGUGCAGGGAAGGAUUAUUGAGAUACAGAAGGAGCACCAGAUUUGCAUCCACAAAAAAGAACUGACAGAGCUGGACAUCUACCACCGCAUACUGCGUUUUAAAAACUACAUGGUCGCAAUGGUCAAUAAGUCACUCCUACCCGUGCGGUUUCAUUUGCCUCUGCUGGGCGACACUGUUUUUUACACUCGUGGUCUCAAGUAUAACUUUGAGUUGAUUUUCUUCUGGGGCCCUGGAUCUCUUUUUGAAAACGAGUGGAGUCUGAAGCCUGAGUACAAACGUGGAGGGAACCGUUUGGAGCUAGCGGAUCGUCUGAGCUCAAGGAUCUUGUGGAUUGGAAUUGCCAACCUUCUCUUGUGUCCAGUUAUCCUGAUUUGGCAGAUUCUGUAUGCGUUCUUCAGCUACACUGAGGUGAUCAAGCGGGAGCCGGGAAGUCUGGGUGCUCGAUGUUGGUCCCUGUAUGGCCGUUUUUACCUCCGACACUUUAAUGAACUAGACCAUGAGCUGAUGUCACGCCUCAGCAAGGGCUACAAGGCCUCCUCGAAGUACAUGAACUGCUUCAUGUCACCAUUACUGACGGUGGUGGCUAAGAACGUGGCGUUUUUUGCUGGCUCCAUACUAGCAGUUUUGAUCGCUUUGACCAUUUAUGAUGAAGAUGUAUUGGCUGUCGAACACGUGCUCAGCAGUAUUACAUUACUUGGGAUCUGCGUCACAGUCUGCAGGUCUUUUAUCCCAGACAAGCAUAUGGUGUUCUGCCCAGAACAGCUGCUUAAAGUGAUCUUGGCACACAUCCAUUACAUGCCUGAUCAUUGGCAGGGUAAUGCCCACCGUUAUGAGACCAGAGACGAGUUCGCACAGCUCUUUCAGUACAAGGCUGUGUUUAUUCUUGAGGAGCUGUUGAGUCCUGUCAUCACUCCCUUCAUUCUAAUCUUUUGCUUGCGGCGUAAAUCUCUAGAGAUCAUAGAUUUUUUCCGAAACUUUACUGUGGACGUGGUCGGUGUGGGCGAUACUUGCUCUUUUGCACAGAUGGAUGUCCGUCAACAUGGUCAUCCUGCGUGGAUGUCUGCUGGGAAAACAGAGGCCUCCAUCUAUCAGCAGGCAGAAGACGGGAAGACUGAACUGUCACUCAUGCACUUUGCUAUCACAAAUCCACACUGGCAGCCCCCUCGGGAGAGCACGCAUUUCAUCAGCCUUCUGAAAGAGAAGGUGCACCGCGAGGCCGCCACAGGACAGCAGGGAAUCAUAGCAGAGAAUUCUGCAUUUACCUCAACCCAUUCACUACAGUCUGAUUCAGAGCCUCGCAGUCUUAUUGCAAAUCUCCUGAUGGGACCCCCUUCCCUGGCCUCGCUGCAUCUGGGUCGAGAGGGCUCCAUCAAUCCUGUGUCCAUUGGAGUGAGUGAGGGGGCAUCCGCCCUCCGAUCCCUCUCUCCUGUCAGCACGAGUCUACACCUGCGGGGCAGCUACCCAUCUGCCAGACUGCCACGACCUGACCAUCCAGCUGUGGUGGCUGGGAGAGCAAUGGCAGGCUCAGGCACUGAUGCCCGUACCAUCAGCUCUGGCAGUAGCGCCUGGGAAGGCCAGCUGACCAGUAUGGUCCUAUCAGAAUACGCCUCCACAGAGAUGAGCAUUCAUGCCCUCUACAUGCAUGAGAUGCACAAGCAGCAGUCGCGAGGUGAGGUGUCUCGACACACCUGGCACAGACAGGAGAGUGACGAGAGCAGUGAGAGUGUCAAUGAGGACAUGGAAGCCGCCCGCACCUUCCCCCGUUCCAGCACUUUCCCAACCACCUCACACCAGGCGGGGGCAGCACAGCAUAGCGGCAGCCAGCGGCGCUAUGGCGGAACCUCAGAUCCUGUUUCUGGAAGCUUCCGAGCUCAGAGACCGCCUCGUAUGCCUAUGGGUGGCUGGUCUGAGGAGAACCAAAUGAGCAGACAUCACGAUCCAGUGCCCGAGGAGGGGUCUGAGGACGAGCUACCACCACACAUCCAUAAGGUGACUUAAUAGGUGUAUCGUAGAUGAAGUACUCGAGAGACUCACAGCAUCCAUUUACUUUUGGACACUGAUU